UUUUCGAAUACACGGAAGCUGUUGUGUUCUUCUGACACGGAUGUUUGAUGAUAUCGAAUAGGUAUAAAAGCAAUCGGUUGCAAUUGGCAUGAUUAGUAUGUAUUUGCACUUGUUAUGUCGAGACCGUAACCGCUCCAACGACGCAAAGUCAUCGUCACUAUGUUCGCUCUCGGUAAAUAAAUUCUUUAGCCUAUAAAUAACGAAAGCCUGUUACAAAAGUUCAUUUCUGGGCAAGUCGUGCCAAGUAUUUUAAUUUCGUUAUGUAACAGACACCGUACAAUUCGCGGUUAACCGAAUUUUUAUCCUUUUAUCGUUACGAAUUCUGCACGAAUUACAGUGUGCUCUGAAAUGAAGAUCGAGAGCUGUUGAAAUAAAAAAAAAAAUAUAACGAAUUUUGGUUAAGAUUCUUACGUUUUCCAAAAUGAUCGCGUAUGAAAUUGAAAACCGUCCUAAUCGCGAUUAAUGUAUUACCGCUGGAAAUCUAAUUUGUUGUUCGACAAAAUUUGAUAAGAACCGCGAAGAGUAAUAAGCACCGACAACCAUGAAAUCCAACUCGACGGUGCAGGAUAGGCUUGUUAAGCAGAACGAGAUUAGCCGUCAAAGGCUUGAACAAGAACUUGAGAUACUGGAGAAGGUAGAAAAGUCGGACUUGAGAAUGAUCGAGACUGUGAGGCAUCGGUUUCGUACACGACGGAGGAAUCUAAAAAUCUCUGAACAAUCAGGUGGAUCGAACGCUAUUGACGUGCGCAUGUACGAAACCCAUAACCCUGGAUUUUGCUAUCAUUGCACUGGCGCGAUCAAACAAGUCGGUCGACCUAUCAAGCAGCAAACAACGAAAGAUUCCUACGAGUUCGUACGCUCCAUAGUGUUCACCAAAGACGAAGUAGAUACUGACAAACUCCUUUGCCUCCAUCUGUUCACUGCCCACAGUGUAAAGUAUAACAACAACGAUUCCUCCGCAAUUAAACCUGUAGCAUCACUAUUAGAGAAAGCUAAGAAUAAACAUUUCUCUGGCGCUUGGAACAACGUUCUACCAUGUUACGUGGUGGAUCUUCAGGAAGACUCAAAGGAUAUGAAACUCCAUGAGAAUCCAACGAAACAGUGUUUGGAGGAGCAAACCAUCCGCGAGUUUGAGGAAAAGUAUAAACAGUACGUGGAGGAUAAUGCUGAUUCCGGGGGUGGUAAACCAACUACUAGAAUAACGAUACGUACUCUUGAAAAAACAUCGGUAGCACCUCAUGUUUACUCGUUGUUGGGUGCUUCUCACGAGUUGAGAAUCAAGCAAGCACUUGCCGAAGGUGUGGCAAGAAAAAAAUUUAAUCGUUGCAACAUGGAGCUAAAUGGAUUGGACGAGAACAGUCUGUCCUUCCAUCUAGACGACGACGAGGAUGAUCUUGCAAGCAGAGUAACGACAAAUAUGUCCAAUAGAAAUUGGAUCACGAGAUCGAUCAGAAGUCCGUCCAGGAAAUCCGGGAUUGGCUCGUUCAAGCUCGAUCACGGUAUUACAAUGUUGAAAUCAAAACGAAGAAAGAACUUCGAUGCCUCAACCAAAGAUCUUAUUACUAUAAAAUCUAGUUUCACCAAGGGACCGUCCAAAACUCCGAGCAUCAAAUCUACGUUCCAUAGUAUGUUCGACAGUCGUCCGUCGUCGAAUUCUGUUAUUUCUUGCAAUCUAGACUUAACGAAAUCAUUGAGAAAGUGUAUUUAUCUAAAUGCACCAGUACAAUCGAUGGAAUUUAGUGACAAAGAUUACAAGAUUGUGCCGAUUCUUGUGAAUUAUCAGCUGCAGGCAUUGGUGCAGACUGUGAUCGAGGUCCUUGAGAGGGUGAACCCAGAAAAAUCGAGGAGGAUAAUUGAAAUGGCAAAGGAUACGGAAAAAAUAAGAAAAAUGUUGAUGCGUUCGGAGAUAUUGAAAUUUGCACAGUCGUUGUUAGGUCAGUCGCUAGUAUCCUCGCCGGAGAGCUUCGUCGUUUCAGCCGCGACCGUGGCGAAUGAAAUAGAUUUUCGUUUCGAAGGAAUUCUAAAGAAGGAAAUAAUAGCUUUGACCCUGGAAAUACCGUCGAUUCCACCGUUCGAUUCCUUGAUCGCCGAGAUACGAAAUAACAUAUUUGACGACACGAAAAAAACGACUCGGAUCAACAGGAAUCCAAGAGAAGAUGCUUCUGCUCCAAAUGAAAGAACGGUUGGAAAGGAGAAUGCAGAAACCUUCUCAUCAAUAAUGUUUUUCGAACAAGACGAAUACUUUUCCAGUACGAGUGAAAAUAAAAAUUGCUCAAGAAAAAAAUGUACAAACCUUCAGAAAAUUUCUAAUAAAAAGCAUGAUUCAUUGAAGCAUCGAGUGAAACAGAAUUCCGGCGAGAAUUGCAUUGCAAAUAGAUUACGAGAAGAUAACGUUGUGGAAACUUCGGAAACACAGAAUAGACAGAGCUGGAGGAAAAACUCCAAGAUAAAAGGCAUCGAGAAAUCCAGAUCGAGAAUUUCAGGAAGUAUUCUGUCCAGACGCACUUCGAAUUUCAAAACUUGGAAAACUGCCCGGGAUCAUGGGCAUUCAGACGCAGAUCAUGUAAUAUUGCGAAGAAUGACGAACCCGCAAAGAAUUCUAGUGGGACAAAUGUGUGCCUCUCUUAAGAGCAGAAAAAUUAACAAUCAAGGUUUAAUUAAUGAAAGUGUUCCACUCGCGGCGUUAAUUGCACCGGCCCUCUCGCGUGAUUGCAUUAAAUUCUUGACGCGGGGAACAGUAUAUUCGAAAACAAACGUGACACGCGAGCAAGAAGAAAUUGAAAAUAAUGAUGCAGUCCCCGAUAAAUUGACUGGUCCCCUUCUUGCUAAGAUACGGCAAGAUGUGGCAGAAAACGAAACAAAACGACGUUUGAAAUCUUUCUUAAAAAAUGAAGUGGUAUGAACGAACUGAAACGUGAUAUAUUAUUCUUUCAAAGGAUUUGAUGAAUUUGUUUGUAUAAUAAAAGAUAAAAUAAUGUUUAAAUGGUUCGUACAUAUAAUUUGAAUGGGGAAUUACCGCGUGCUAUUAGAAACGGUGUUCCUAGCACCAUCUAACAGUGGGGAGAAAAGAUAACAGAACCGAAAAUUGCUAUUUACUGAAAAAUACGAGGUUUUUAAACCAUUCUAACAGCCGGGAAAUGUUUCAUGAUCAUUAUACAAUCAGUAUAAUAACUUUCUAAUUUGCUAAAAGACUAGACAUGCUUUUAUUUUUCAAGGGUAAUGAUUUUGAGGGUCCCUAUCUUACCAAUUCCUCUUUACUACACCUCGCAAAAGCAUGCAUAGGGCAACUACUUUAUCGACCAAAAAGUGAAGAAAUAAAUUGUAAUAAUAGUAAUUGGACAAAAUUAUAGAAGACAUCCACGCGUAAAAGUGAUGAAAAUAAUAAAUUUCAAUAGUUACAACAAUAAUUUACGCUAAUUCAAUUCGUUCAUCAUUGAAAUUCGCGAAUAAACCACGUAAGCCUUAUCAGUUCCCGGCCGCGAUACAUGUCAAAUUUUUAAUUUUUGGGACUUACCGAACUGGUGAACAGCUAUUG
This is a messenger RNA of Osmia lignaria (orchard mason bee), 3535 nucleotides long. RefSeq lists its product as uncharacterized. The record is from RefSeq and is a predicted model, not a curated record. NCBI's taxonomy places the organism in Eukaryota, Metazoa, Arthropoda, Insecta, Hymenoptera, Megachilidae.